AUGGACAAAACGAGGAUUGACCAUUCAAGUCGCCUAAAUCUNNNNAAGACAUUCCAGUUGUAUAAAAAAGGUGUUAUAAAGGGAAAUUGCGGGGUCGUCUUGAACCAUGGAGUUGUCGCAGUAGGGUAUGAUCUUGAUGCGCAUGAUCCGUGA
Messenger RNA from Perkinsus marinus ATCC 50983, 153 nucleotides. RefSeq lists its product as hypothetical. The coding region runs from base 1 to 153 and encodes 50 amino acids. Gene Ontology annotation, biological process: proteolysis. Lineage: Eukaryota; Perkinsozoa; Perkinsida; Perkinsidae. The record is from RefSeq and is a predicted model, not a curated record. The transcript is spliced from 3 exons. Gene Ontology annotation, molecular function: cysteine-type peptidase activity.